Molecule: messenger RNA, 3686 nt
Organism: Pecten maximus
Lineage: Eukaryota; Metazoa; Mollusca; Bivalvia; Pectinida; Pectinidae
Product: insulin-degrading enzyme-like
Exons: 29
Coding region: 86-3127 (1013 amino acids)
Biological process (GO): peptide catabolic process
Cellular component (GO): cytosol; mitochondrion
Molecular function (GO): metalloendopeptidase activity; metal ion binding
Source: RefSeq, a predicted model, not a curated record
UUAACAGUUCUACCUCCAAUGACAGGAGAGUGAUCAUGAUCUCGUAAUCAUCUGUGAAUGAUAUUGCACAAACACAGAUCUGCGUAUGCUAGGACUACUGAUUUCACAAAUUCCAAAGAGUCGCGUUGUGGUGCGGAGCUCGUUAAAUUUACAAAGCUUUUCUAGGUGUUUGUCCAGUAUGGCGAGCAAGCACGUGAAGACCACCAUCCAUCAUGACAAGAUAAUAAAAUCCCCGCAAGACAAACGACAGUAUCGUGGCCUUGAGCUGAACAAUGGUCUUAAGGUGAUGGUAAUCAGCGACCCUGACACGGAUAAGUCUGCAGCUGCUAUGGAUAUCAAUAUAGGUUCAAUGUCGGAUCCCUGGGAGCUUCCUGGUUUGGCUCAUUUCUGUGAACACAUGCUUUUCCUGGGAACCAAAAAGUAUGAACAGGAAAAUGAAUAUAACAAGUUCUUGAAUGAGAAUGGUGGCAGCUCUAAUGCUUAUACCUCAGGAGAACACACCAACUUCUACUUUGAUGUGGCUCCGGAUAACUUAGCGGGGGCCUUGGACAGGUUUGCACAGUUUUUCCUUGGUCCAUUAUUUACAUCAUCUGCAACAGAACGGGAAAUCAAUGCUGUCAACUCCGAAAAUGAUAAAAAUCUUCAGAGUGAUCCUUGGCGUCUUCAUCAACUAGACAGAUCUCUAGCUAAACCUGAUCACGACUACAUCAAAUUUGGAACAGGAAACAAAGACAGUCUGGACACUAUACCCAAGAGUCGAGGACAGGAUGUUCGUGAAGAACUCCUCAAAUUUCAUUCCAAGUAUUAUUCGUCUAACAUCAUGGCACUUUCCAUUCUUGGCAAAGAGUCCCUGGACGAGCUGACAGGUAUGGUAGCCCCUCUACUGGCCGAUGUUAUAAACAAGAGCACCAGUGUACCGGAAUGGUCAGAACAUCCUUAUGGACCAGAGCAAUGCAAGACGAUCUGUUAUGCUGUGCCAGUCAAGGAUGUGAGGAACUUGUACAUGUCAUGGUCAAUCCCAGACCUGCAUCCCUACUACGCCUCCAAUCCUGGACAUUACCUAGGACACCUGGUUGGACAUGAGGGCCCAGGCAGUCUGUUAUCUGAGCUCAAAGCCAAAGGCUGGGUGAACACUCUAUGUGGUGGUCAGUCUAGUGGAGCAAAAGGAUUCAUGUUUUUCAAAGUGGAUGUUGAUUUGACUGAAGAAGGCAUAGAGCAUCUCGAUGACAUAGUCACCCUGACCUACCAGUAUGUGAAUUUACUACUAAAGGCUGGACCGCAGGACUGGAUAUUUAAGGAAUGUCAGGACCUUAGUGCCAUGACCUUCAGAUUCAAAGACAAGGAGAAGCCAAGAAAUUACGUCUCGGGCCUCUCUGGUAGUUUACAUGACUUUCCGAUGACUGAAACACUGAGUGGACCUUACCUGUUGACGGAGUUCCGUCCGGACCUCAUCAACAUGAUCCUGGAGAAAAUAACACCUGACAAUAUGAGGAUUGGUGUUAUUGGGAAAAAGUUCCAGGAUCGUGUCAAUCAGAAAGAGAAGUGGUAUGGUACAGAGUAUCUGGUGGAGACCAUACCUGACGUGAAGCUACAGCAAUGGGCUUCCUGUGGCGUGAAUGAUAAACUCGUUCUACCAGCCAGAAACGAGUUUAUACCGACAGUCUUUGACUUGACACCUCGAGAAGUUGAUCCAAGUCCUCUCCCAGAAAUGGUAAAGGACGGUGCCCUCACCAGACUAUGGUUUAAACAGGAUGAUACAUUCCUUCUACCAAAAGCAUGCAUCAACUUCGAAAUCAGCAGCCCGCUGGCGUACUCUGAUCCUACCAACUGUAACAUGACCAACCUGUUUGUGACCUUGUUCAAAGACGCAUUAAAUGAAUAUGCAUACGAUGCUGAGUUAGCUGGCUUACACUACGAUCUCAACUGUACCAUCUACGGCAUGUCUCUGGCCGUUGGAGGAUACAAUGAGAAGCAGGAUGUGCUUCUUCGUAAAAUAAUGGAAAAGCUCACUACCUUCAAGGUUGAUUCCAAACGAUUUGCUAUAUUCAAAGAAAUGUAUGCAAGGUCCAUGAGGAACUUCCAGGCAGAACAGCCUCACAGACACGCAAUCUACUACACAAACAUCCUGAUGUCAGAGGUCAAGUGGACCAAUGAGGAACUCAUGCAGUCUCUAGAGGAUAUCACGGAUGAGAAAUUACAGGCCUUUAUACCAGAUCUACUGUCAAAACUUUACCUGGAGGGACUCAUAUAUGGCAAUUUUACCAAACAGAAAGCCCUGGAGGUGACAGAGAUGAUCGAAGACAUUCUACAGAAGCAGAGUGGAACUAGGUCACUGCUACCCAGUCAGAAAAAACAUUUCAGGGAGUUGCAACUGCCAGAUGGAUGUUACUAUGUGUGCGAGGAGAAUAACAAGGUGCAUAAAAGUUCCAGUAUAGAGAUCUACUACCAGUGUGGGGUACAGCUCACAGAUGGCAACAUGCUGCUCGAACUCUUCAUACAGAUCAUCGGCGAGCCAUGCUUCGAUAUACUUCGCACCAAGGAACAACUGGGAUAUAUCGUGUUCAGUGGUAUAAGGAGAACAAGUGGUGUUCAGGGCAUGAGAAUCAUUGUACAGUCCGACCGUAAACCUCAGUAUGUGGAGAACCGGGUAGAGGCUUUCCUUCAGAGCAUGGAUGCUUACAUUAAAGAAAUGACAGAGGAAAGUUUUCAGAAGCAUGUAACAGCAUUGGCUGCCAAGCGCCUGGAAAAACCCAAAAAGAUCAGUGGCCAACAAUCUCGAUACUGGGGGGAAAUCGUGUCCCAACAGUUCAACUUUGACCGGGAUGAAAUUGAAGUUGCCUACCUGAGGGGAAUACAGAAGAAUGAUGUUUACAGUUUUUACAAGGAACAUAUAUGUAUCGGAGCACCUAGGAGACACAAACUUUCUGUACAUGUGAUGUCAACUGCUGAAGGAAAUGGAAGCCCAGACAGUCAGAACUCCGAUGGUACUCCAGACAGCCUCGCCUCCACACCUGAACUACCACAGCCAAUCAUUGUGAGAAACAUAGCCGACUUCAAGAGGGACAUGGCCUUGUUUCCUCUCCCCAAGCCCUAUAUAGACCUACAGAAGGCCAGGUCAAAGCUCUAGACUGUGAUACUGUGAGGGUCAAUGUUAUGAUGAAAUCAUUCACACUUUACAAGAUGUCAGGAAUGUGUAGAUUGUGUGAGGAAUAUUGAACAUCUGAUGUUGACUAUCCUGUGUGAGAAAUAAGUUGAUAUUCCAUGUCUCAUUUUCAACACCCCAUGUGAGUAAUGUUACAGAUCUCAUUGGAGGAUGUAGAAGAUAAUUUGUGAGAAAUGGUGAGGAUAUGUUGAAUUUAUUGUGUGAAAUGUUGAACAUUUUCUGGUGAUCGAGAGAUCUGAAAAUCUUGAAUGAAUAGUUUUAAACAUCUUUUGUUGAAUAUCUCAAAGGGGAAAUAUUUAAAAUCUUGAGUGAUAGACUUUGAAUAUCCUAUGUUGAACAUCUUAUGUGAGAGAUAUAAUUGAACAUCACAUAUUGAACAUCUGAUGUGAGAGAUAUAUUUGAACAUCACAUAUUGAACAUCUUAUGUGAGAGAUAUGAUUGAACAUUACAUGUUGAACAUCUUAUGUGAGAGAUAUAAUUACACAUUACAUGUUGAACAUCUUAUGUGAGAGAUAUAAUUGAA